Messenger RNA from Nylanderia fulva, 2259 nucleotides. The record is from RefSeq and is a predicted model, not a curated record. Lineage: Eukaryota; Metazoa; Arthropoda; Insecta; Hymenoptera; Formicidae.
AUGGAUGUACCCACGCUGGUCGACUGUCAGCGUGAGAUUCAAAUCCGCAUCUCACGUUCCGUGGAGUAUUUGAAGAAGCUGGGCAGCUCUAAUAUCACUACCAGUGCUAUCGCCACACGCACCAGAAUUCUGGAUCAGCUGUGGACAAAAUUCGAAGCGCAGCACGACCUUAUCCGAGCAGCCUUAAAAGAAAAGUUCAGCGAGAGCGAUUAUUUUAAGUCAGAAUUGCACGCUGAUACGGAGAAUCUGUAUGUCAAUCAAAGAAGCAUACUUGACGGCUACGCCGAACACUUUCGUGCAGCGAACGUACCUCCUUCUGCCGACGCCACACCAAGGUCGUCACUGCCGCGCAUCAAAGUACUACCAUUCUCUGGUGCCUACGCAGAUUGGCCGUCGUUCAGAGAUCUCUUCCUCUCCGUCAUACAUUGUUGGACGGAUUCCACGAUUGCGUUGGCGUGGAUACGCCAGCAUCCAUCUAAGUGGACUACUUAUGUAGCCAACCGUGUAUCUGAAGUACAAAAUAAUCUACCGUCGGCUCGAUGGAAUCACGUAUCGUCACAAGAAAAUCCUGCAGAUUGUACGUCACGCGGUCUUUCCGCGUCCGAAUUGCUUUCGCAUCCACUAUGGUGGACUGGACCACCCUGGCUCCAGAAGCAUUCUACGUCAUGGCCGAUUCAUGACGCCUCAGUUCCGCUAUCUUCCGAUGCAAUUCACAAGAUUGCAAUUGAAACUCGACAAUCUGCUGUCCUUCACGUAGAAAGUGUAGAAGAAUGGGAUUUAGUUUAUAAAUUCUCGAACUGGACGAAGCUCGUCCGCGUGACAGCUUACGUUCUUCGAUUUGUUUAUUUGCUCAAGAAAACAAGAAAAUUUUCUUGCGCCUCUCCGGCACUUAAUGCUGACGAGCUUAAUGAUGCCGAGACGUUUUGGUUGAAUUAUGUUCAGAAGAGAUCAUUCGACUCUGAAAUUGAUUCUUUAAGAAAAGAUAAAAGUAUCUCAAAAAAGAGCUCCUUGAGAACUUUUAGUCCUUUCCUCGGGGAAGAUGCAUUGCUCCGUCUCGGCGGGCGGUUGAAGAAUGCCGCUCUCGCCUAUGAUGAGCAACACCCCAUCAUUGUUCCACAGGGUCGAAUAGCAUCUCUGCUUAUAGCUCAUACACAUAAAAUUACUCUACAUGGAGGAGUCCAAUUAAUGCUCCGCACUCUUCGCCAAAGAUAUUGGCUUUUAGGAAGUCGAAACGCUGUAAAACGCCAUAUCCGUCAGUGUAUUGUUUGCACUCGUUAUUCCGUUAAGCAAUCAAAUCAACUCAUGAGUGAUCUGCCUUCGCCUCGGGUUAAUCAGUCUCCACCGUUCACUUACACGGGAGUUGAUUACGCCGGUCCCUUCCUCAUCACACCGUUCGUAGGAAGAGGACAGAAGGCGAGAAAAAAUUGGGUAGCCUUGUUCAUCUGUCUAGUAACCAAGGCUAUUCAUUUGGAGCUGGUUGAAGAUUGUUCAAGUGCUGGAUUUCUUUCCGCCUUUCGUAGGUUUGUUAGUCGCCGAGGUUUACCGAAAAGCCUUUAUAGCGACAACGGUACGAAUUUUCAGGGAGCGGACAAGGAAAUGAAGAGCACAUUCGAAGCUCUGAUGAAAGACCCGGCAUUACACGACUGUCUUGCAAAUGAUCGCAUUGAGUGGAAGUUUAUUCCUUCUGCUGCUCCGCAUUUUGGUGGAUUGUGGGAAGCGGGCGUGAAAAGUUUUAAAUCGCGCCUCAAGAGAGUAGCCGGGUCGCGUACCCUGUCACAGGCUGAAUUCGCGACCCUCCUCUGUCAAAUAGAGGCGUGUUUAAACUCACGACCUAUCGCGGCGCUCAGCGACGACCCGAGCGAUUUGUCCGCGCUCACACCGGGUCAUUUUUUGAUCGGCCGACCGAUCAUCGCGGUACCGGAGGAAUCAGUACUCGCGAUAAACGCUAAUCGACUGCAGAGAUGGCAACUAAUCCAAGCGAUGACCGAGCAACUUUGGCGGACAUGGUCGCAAGAUUAUUUGCACUCUCUGCAACAGCGUCAAAAAUGGACGGAAAAAACUUCAUGUUUUUGCGUAGGCAAGUUAGUAUUGUUAAAGAACCCUUUGCUCCCUCCGAGUAAAUGGGAACUCGGACGAGUAACUCAGAUCCAUCCUGGAUCUGACGGACUCGUGCGCGUCGUUACUGUGCGAACCGCGCGUUCCGUUUUAAAGAGACCUAUCACGUUACUGUGUAGACUACCGAUUAACAGUGAUAGAUAA